AUGGUGCAGCAGGCCGAGAGCUUGGAAGCGGAGAGCAACCUGCCCCGGGAGGCGCUGGACACGGAGGAGGGCGAAUUCAUGGCUUGCAGCCCGGUGGCCCUGGACGAGAGCGACCCGGACUGGUGCAAGACGGCGUCGGGCCACAUCAAGAGGCCGAUGAAUGCGUUCAUGGUGUGGUCCAAGAUCGAGCGCAGGAAGAUCAUGGAGCAGUCUCCGGACAUGCAUAACGCCGAGAUCUCUAAGAGGCUGGGGAAGCGGUGGAAAAUGCUGAAGGACAGCGAGAAGAUCCCGUUCAUCCGGGAGGCGGAGCGGCUGCGGCUCAAGCACAUGGCCGACUACCCCGACUACAAGUACCGGCCCCGGAAAAAGCCCAAAAUGGACCCCUCGGCCAAGCCCAGCGCCAGCCAGAGCCCCGAGAAGAGCGCGGCGGGCGGCGGCGGCGGCGCGGGCGGCGGCGCGGGCGGCGCCAAGACCUCCAAGGGCUCGAGCAAGAAAUGCGGCAAGCUCAAGGCCCCUACGGCCCCCGCGGCCGGCGGCGCCAAGGCGGGCGCGGGCAAGGCGGCCCAGCCCGGGGACUACGGCGGCGCGGGCGACGACUACGUGCUCGGCAGCCUGCGCGGGAGCGGCGCGGGCGGCGGCGGCGGCGGCGCGGGCAAGACGGUCAAGUGCGUGUUCCUGGACGAGGACGACGAGGACGACGAGGACGACGACGAGCUGCAGCUGCGGAUCAAGCAGGAGGCGGACGAGGAGGACGAGGAGCCGCCGCACCCGCAGCUCCUGCAGCCUCCCGGGCAGCAGCCGCCGCAGCUGCUGAGACGCUACAACGUCGCCAAAGUGCCCGCCAGCCCCACGCUGAGCAGCGCGGCCGAGUCCCCCGAGGGCGCGAGCCUCUACGACGAGGUGCGGGCCGGCGCGACCGCGGGCGCAGGGGGCGGCAGCCGCCUCUACUACAGCUUCAAGAACAUCACCAAGCAGCACCCGCCGCCGCUGGCGCAGCCCGCGCUCUCGCCCGCGUCCUCGCGCUCCGUCUCCACCUCCUCCUCCUCGUCCUCCUCCUCGUCCUCCUCCUCCUCAUCCUCCUCCUCCUCGUCCUCCUCCUCGUCCUCGUCCAGCAGCAGCAGCGGCGGCGGCGAGGACGCCGACGACCUGAUGUUCGACCUGAGCUUGAAUUUCUCCCAAAGCGCGCACAGCGCCAGCGAGCAGCAGCUGGGGGGCGGCGCGGCGGCCGGGAACCUGUCCCUGUCUCUGGUGGAUAAGGAUUUGGAUUCGUUCAGCGAGGGCAGCCUGGGCUCCCACUUCGAGUUCCCCGAUUACUGCACGCCCGAGCUCAGCGAGAUGAUCGCGGGGGACUGGCUGGAGGCGAACUUCUCCGACCUGGUGUUCACGUAUUGA
Messenger RNA from Kogia breviceps (pygmy sperm whale), 1392 nucleotides. It is a transcript of the gene SOX11, whose product is annotated as SRY-box transcription factor 11. The record is from RefSeq and is a predicted model, not a curated record. Lineage: Eukaryota; Metazoa; Chordata; Mammalia; Artiodactyla; Physeteridae. Gene Ontology annotation, molecular function: DNA-binding transcription activator activity, RNA polymerase II-specific; RNA polymerase II cis-regulatory region sequence-specific DNA binding. Gene Ontology annotation, biological process: negative regulation of transcription by RNA polymerase II; positive regulation of transcription by RNA polymerase II; neuron differentiation.